CAUUUCUUAACUGCCGGCUUUUUUGCUUUUUGCCCUAAUCUAAGGUCGCAUUUUCCAUUAUCAGUUACAUUCCGGGUCAAUUAAGUGUUCUAAACUGUCCAAAAACUAACUAGUAAAAUGAUUGACAACACUGAAAUGAUGAUUCCCGCCGUUCUGGAGUGCCACCAGUAUACGGUUCAAUCGGCCUCCGAAUCAUUCCUGAGCUAUGUGAUGAAGCACAAGACCACGCUUAUCGAUUCGGUGAAGCUGCUCCCGAAGGAUGAAGCGACGAACGAGAUCGAGCUGGCGUUGAAAUUUAUGCAGCACUACAUGGAGGAUUUGGAUGACGACGGUCUUCUCGAUGAACCGCAAGCAAAGCACCGGGUGCUGAUCGAUCGCCGUAAAUCUCUGUUCGAAAUACUGCUCGAUCUGCACUCGGCCAUGAGGGCCACUUGCGUCGGUUUUGCACUGUAUUUCUACGGCGAUAAUCCCAUUCCCGGCGACUUCAUCAAUUUGCUGCUGCAGUUCCCGGGUUUCGCUGCCUCCGACGAGCAGCUAACCUUGACGGCCGGGAUUCCGCUGCAUUUGGCUUACUGCACAAUGGUGGUGUUCGAAUCGGGCGAUCUUGAGUCGGCCAGCGAUCGAUUGGCUCUCGCGUGGUCCACCAACUGCGCACCCUGGGCUAUCCGCAACGUGCUGAUCCAGGAAUCGAUUAAGGAUGAAUUUGUUGAGCUGGUCCGGUCGAAGUUGAAACCGUUCACGGACAGCCAAAAACGUUUUCUGGAGGAUCCGCUUAAGCGAGCAAUCGAUGCAGCGAACCAACUGGGUGCCCAGCUGGUGCAGAGCGCGUCCGAUGAGAGUCCUACCAAACCAACGCUUGCCUUCUUACCGGGAGUUCAGUAUUUGCUGUCGGUGGGCACCUCGUUGAAGGCAUCCAUGUCGGCUCCGAUUGUGAUGCUGAACGUUUUUCGCACUGCCAAGGAAGCAGUUACAUUGGUCAACCGCAACCACGGUGGAUCGGUGUCCCUCUGGACGGAGGACCUGUCGCUGACGUUCGAGGUUGCGUACGGAUUGCGCUGUGGAACCGUCUGGGUGAACAGCUACGCCGAACUGAACCCCGAGUGUCCGUACACAUUCCGGGCGCAUGAUUUCACGUACGGUUCGCAGUACGCCGUUUGCGAGAAGAAGGUAAAGACGGUGUUUGCACCAACGGUUAGCACACCGGUGAACGAUGUCGAGAGGAACAAAAGAGCCAUCCAAAGUCUCGGAACGUACGAGGCGGAUACGCGUCUCUAUCGCAGCCACACCGUUCUCGUGAAACAGGGUAUCCACUAUGAAAUUACCAAAAUGCGGACGGACUUGGAAUCGUACGGUAACGGCUGUCGUUUGGCGAUAGUAGAUAACUUUUGGAAUACGUACGUGCCGCUGGAAGGGAACGAUAGGCUACAGGUGCUAGACACCGUGCACAACCAGCGCAAAGUAAUCUGCAUUCCGUUCGGAGUUACCUUCGCCAACUGA
Messenger RNA from Anopheles cruzii, 1497 nucleotides. RefSeq lists its product as uncharacterized. The coding region runs from base 118 to 1497 and encodes 459 amino acids. Lineage: Eukaryota; Metazoa; Arthropoda; Insecta; Diptera; Culicidae. The record is from RefSeq and is a predicted model, not a curated record. Gene Ontology annotation, molecular function: oxidoreductase activity, acting on the aldehyde or oxo group of donors, NAD or NADP as acceptor. The transcript is spliced from 2 exons.